This is a messenger RNA of Hydatigera taeniaeformis, 1398 nucleotides long. The record is from the annotation of a GenBank genome assembly. Lineage: Eukaryota; Metazoa; Platyhelminthes; Cestoda; Cyclophyllidea; Taeniidae.
AUGAUGCGCGAACAGUAUGGAAAGGAGUGCAAAAUAUGUUCUCGUCCAUUUACCGUAUUUCGAUGGAGCCCUGGUCCCAAGGCUCGCUUCAAAAAGACGGAAAUCUGUCAAACGUGCGCUAAGGUGAAGAACGUCUGCCAAACCUGUAUUUUUGAUCUGGAGUACGGUCUUCCUGUUGAGGUUCGAGAUAAGGCUCUCCGACUAAAUCAACAACUCCCUCGAAGUGAUGUAAACCGGGAGUAUUUCCAUCAGCAAAUUGAACAGCAGCUGGAGGCUUCGGGAGACGUUACGGCCCCUUAUGGAGGUCACGAAUUCAUUGGGAAAGCAAUUGUUAGCUCCAACGCCUCGACAGGGACUGCUAGUUCUGAUCUUCUUUUAAAACUCGCCCGUACUACACCUUACUAUCGGCGCAAUCGCCCGCAUAUUUGUUCAUUUUGGGUGAAGGGCGAAUGCCGCCGGGGUGAGGAGUGCCCAUAUCGACAUGAAAAACCAACUGACCCUGAUGAUCCUCUCUCGGACCAGAAUCUUCGUGACCGUUAUUAUGGCAACGAUGAUCCUGUUGCUGCGAAACUGCUCUCGAAAUACCGCGCAAUGCCGAAGUUAACGCCACCAGAAGACUGUACCAUCACUACGAUAUAUAUUGGUGGUGUGCCAGCAGACAUAACGGAGAAGGAUCUUCGCGAUCAUUUCUAUCAAUUUGGAGAGCUGCGAUCAGUCAGUGUUCACUAUAAACAACACUGUGCUUUCUUACAAUUCACCACUCGUGAGGCCGCCGAGCGUGCUGCUGAACGGAGCUACGAUCGUCUGAUUUUGCGAGGCCAUCGUUUGACUGUGAAUUGGGGAAAAUCACCAGCUGCCUUGGCGGCUGCAAGCGCUGGUAUAAGUGUGACUGGAGUAAUGGAUGUAGCGCCCUUACCUCCAGUUCCGGGCUUACCUUUGCCACCAGUGCCACCACCACCAUCGUUGCUCUCUUCGGUUUCUGUGUCCUCUGUUUGUCCUAUGCCCACGAUUCCAGGUCCGAGCGGAGCUUUCUUUUCUGCUCCCCCACCUCCUCCUCUGCCCAUGCCCGUGGUUCAACUUGCGCCCCCUGUUGUCGACCCUAAUGCUUUCAUGGCAGGGCAAAGAGGACCCUUGCCACCUCCACUACUGUCGGCGCCACCGCCUCCACCGCCACCGCCUCCAGCAGUGCAAAGAGAAGAGGGAGAGAUGGGGAAGGUGGAAAAAGAAGCAACAGCGGAGAAGGGGGAGGAGAGACCGGUGUUGUUGGAUCAACCGCCAUCUUUGCCACAGUCACCACAGCCAGCUGUGGCUCAGGAUUUGCCCUCACUGGGAAUCCAUUAUCCCAGUCAGAACCCACAGCGAAUGGGAAGUGUGCCCCAGUCACAGAGACAUAUUUAG